This is a messenger RNA of Coturnix japonica (Japanese quail), 7839 nucleotides long. RefSeq names its product lysine methyltransferase 2E (inactive) (gene KMT2E). Gene Ontology annotation, cellular component: Set3 complex; Rpd3L-Expanded complex. NCBI's taxonomy places the organism in Eukaryota, Metazoa, Chordata, Aves, Galliformes, Phasianidae. The record is from RefSeq and is a predicted model, not a curated record. Gene Ontology annotation, biological process: regulation of DNA-templated transcription.
AAAAAUACCCAUAGACUCCGCCAUGUCACAAGACGUUUAAUCGCCCCCCCCUCCUCCCUCAGGCUCACUGCCCCGCCACAGCCGCCUCCGCUGCGUCCGAGCGGAUCCCUUCACCUCGGCUCCCUCCUGCCGCAGAGCACCCGUUAGAGCCCCGAGCUCUGCCCGAGGGGCGGGGGGACGCUUUAGGUUACGGCGUGGCCGCUGGGCGGCUUCUCCGGUCACCCGCGUGUGGCGGCUCCAUCGAGGCAGGGCAGCGGCUGCCAGCCCCGCUUUUAUCCGGUGCCCCGCGUUUGCGCACUGAAGGAGGCUCGCUCAGCCCCUGGUGGGCGUCGAAUGAAACCCCAGCCGCCGCCUCCCCUCCCUCACUGCGCCGGAGGGGUUGAGGCCGGGCAGAGCGGGGAGGGGACGUGGCGGGGGGGAGCAGCCCGCCCGGUGCGCACAAAGCCCGGCGUUCUGCCUGCAGGAGAACGGGGACCGGCUAUCGGGGCUACGAGCGCGGUUCCCGAACGCCGUGAGCGUUGUCACCGCAGCCCCCGAGCCCUGACACUGGGCCCGCUCGAACCUCCCGCUUCCCCCCCCCAGUCCAACUCCAUGCGGCUCUUGGUGCGCUCCGUGAGGAACAUUUACCCCCCUGUUUGAGAUUAGCGACGAGCGGACGCAGCUGAGCGUCAUGUCGGCCGCCAGCAGGACGCUGGGCUGUGGGGAGCGGCCGAGCUCGGCGCCCCACAGAACGCCACUCUGAGUCGAUCCUCCCGCCGGCGUUCUGGGCCGCCCGCCGGACCCUUGUCGCCGUUCCUCCCCCUCCCCACGCGCCCCCGGCCGCUCCCAGGCCGCCGCCGUUUGCUGUUAAGGCUCCAAGAGCUGUUGUAAAAUGGACACUGAGCGCCCGGCGGGCACAGCCCGCGCACCGGCCCACAAGCAAAAUGGCGGCUGUUUGGCUUCGCCUUGGUAACCCUGCCCCUGCUAGGCGGGGCGGGUGAGCCCCGUGCAGGGGGAGGGAGGGGAGAGCGGACGCCAUUUUCCCAGAGAGAGGCAGUGACAUCGAAGGGAGCGUAGGAGGCUGAAAGGAGGGAGACACGGAGCAGGGGCGGCAGCGGGGUUUGUACACAGGUCCCGAGGCAGAGGCGCUUCUCAGCCGGACCCCGCCGGGCGCCGAGCACUCAGCUGGUGCUGGGGGAGGAGGGAUCUUCCCCGUUCUUUUCUUUCUUUUUAGCAGAGUGCUGAGGGUCGGUUCUGCCCAGGGCAGGGCUCUCCGCAGUAGGGCAGCUGCAGCGGGCUGGGAUAGGAGGGGGCCCGGCUGAGGGGUGCUGCUGUGGGCCUGUCACCAUUCCAGUCCCAUAUUUUGUUUAACUUCCACUGAGAGACGAAAAGAAGGAGUGAAGAGAGAGAAGAGGGUUUGUGGAUGCACUUAGAUGUUUGCAAUGAGCACUGUGGCUGGCAUGCCCCAGUGUUUUGGAUACCAAUGCAUAGGACUCUGUAGUAAUCGAAUUUAUCAGAAACGAACGUCAUGAGCAUAGUGAUCCCACUGGGGGUUGACACAGCAGAUACUUCAUAUUUGGAAAUGGCUGCAGGCUCAGAACCAGAAUCCGUAGAAGCUAGCCCUGUGGUAGUUGAAAAAUCGAACAGUUAUCCGCACCAGUUGUAUACCAGCAGCUCGCAUUCACACAGCUACAUUGGUUUGCCCUAUGCAGACCAUAACUAUGGUGCUCGGCCUCCUCCAACGCCUCCAGCUUCUCCUCCUCCGUCAGUAGUUAUAAGCAAGAAUGAAGUAGGCAUAUUUACCACUCCCAACUUUGAUGAAACCUCCAGUGCUACUACCAUCAGUACAUCAGAGGAUGGAAGCUAUGGAACUGAUAUUACCAGAUGCAUUUGUGGCUUUACACAUGAUGAUGGAUAUAUGAUCUGUUGUGACAAAUGCAGUGUCUGGCAGCACAUUGACUGCAUGGGAAUUGACAGACAGCAUAUUCCUGACAUAUAUCUGUGUGAACGUUGUCAACCAAGGAACUUGGAUAAGGAAAGGGCAGUGCUAUUGCAGCGGAGGAAAAGGGAAAAUAUGUCAGAUGGGGAUACCAGCGCAACAGAGAGUGGUGAUGAAGUUCCUGUGGAACUGUAUACUGCUUUUCAGCAUACACCAACUACAUUUACAAUAGCUUCUCCAAGAGUUACAAAGGUCAAUGAUAAGAAGAGGAAAAAAAGUGGGGAGAAAGAGCAGAACAUAGCAAAAUGUAAAAAAGCAUUUCGGGAAGGAUCCAGAAAAUCUUCAAGAGUAAAGGGCUCAGCUCCAGAGAUUGAUCCUACUGACAGUUCAAACUUUGGAUGGGAAACUAAAAUCAAAGCAUGGAUGGAUCGUUACGAAGAAGCGAAUAAUAACCAGUACAGUGAGGGUGUUCAGAGGGAGGCACAAAAAAUAGCUCUGAGAUUAGGCAAUGGAAAUGACAAGAAAGAAGUCAGCACCAGCAAUCUGAUUUUCAAACCUCCAGUAGAGAGCUACGUGCAAAAAAACAAGAAAAUUUUAAAAGCUGCCAAAGACUUGCCUCCUGAUGCACUUAUUAUUGAAUACAGAGGAAAGUUCAUGCUGAGAGAACAAUUUGAAGCUAAUGGAUAUUUCUUUAAAAGGCCAUACCCAUUUGUUUUAUUUUAUUCCAAGUUUCACGGGUUAGAAAUGUGUGUUGAUGCAAGGACUUUUGGAAACGAAGCUCGAUUCAUCCGGCGUUCAUGUACACCAAAUGCAGAGGUGAGGCAUGUAAUUGAAGAUGGAACGAUUCAUCUUUACAUUUACUCCAUCCAUAACAUUCCAAAAGGAGCGGAGAUUACUAUAGCGUUUGAUUUUGAUUAUGGAAAUUGUAAAUACAAAGUGGACUGUGCUUGCCUCAAAGAAAACCCUGAAUGUCCGGUUCUCAGACGUUCUGAGCCUACAGAAAACAUCAACACUGGAUAUGAAACCAGAAGGAAAAAGGGAAAGAAAGAGAAAGAUGCUUCAAGAGAAAAGGAGACUCAAAAUCAGAAUAUCACAUUGGACUGUGAAGGAGCAGCCACCAAAAUGAAAAUCACAGAUAAUAAACAGAGGAAGCUCUCUCCCCUCAGGCUGUCCAUUUCCAAUAACCAGGAGCCAGAUUUUAUUGAUGAUAUAGAAGAAAAAACUCCCAUUAGCAAUGAAGUAGAAAUGGAAUCAGAGGAGCAGAUUGCAGAGAGGAAAAGGAAGAUGACAAGAGAAGAACGGAAAAUGGAAGCUAUCUUGCAAGCUUUUGCCAGACUAGAAAAAAGAGAAAAAAGAAGAGAACAGGCUUUGGAAAGGAUCAGCACAGCAAAAACUGAGGUUAAAUCAGAAUGCAAGGAACCACAGAUUCUCAAUGACUCUGAAUUUAUUCAGGAACCAGCAAAGGAAGAAGCUGUCACUAAGCCUACACCAGCCAAGGUUAAUAGAGCUAAACAGAGAAAAAGCUUCUCUCGAAGCAGAACUCAUAUUGGACAACAGCGUAGACGGCACAGAACUGUGAGCAUGUGUUCAGAUAUUCAGCCAUCUUCUCCUGAUGUGGAAGUAACGUCACAACAUAAUGAAGCUGAGAAUACUGCACUGGUGGCUGAGCCAGAAACAGAAACUGUUGUUACUGAAAUGGUUACCGAAACAGAAGCUCCAGCACUUAAUAAAUGUCCCGCUAAGUAUCCUAAAACAAAGAAGCACUUGGUAAAUGAAUGGUUAAGUGAAAAGAGUGAUAAGACGGGGAAGCCUACAGACAGUGUUUCAGAAAGGCCUCUGCGUAUAACCACCGACCCUGAAGUUCUGGCUACUCAACUGAAUUCUCUACCAGGUCUCACUUACAGCCCACAUGUGUACUCUACUCCGAAGCACUAUAUUCGUUUUACUUCACCAUUCCUUUCAGAGAAGAGGAGGAAAAAAGAACCUGUAGAAAACAUGACUGGCUCUUGUAAGAAGCGUUGGUUGAAGCAGGCUUUGGAAGAAGAAAACUCAACAGUGAUUGAUAGAUUUAAUUCGCCAUUGCUGGAGGGAUCUAGAAGUCCAGCCAUCAAUGGUGAAAAUAAAAGCCCUUUAUUGCUGAAUGACAGCUGUUCCUUAACAGAUCUUACAACACCUCUAAAAAAACGAAGACUGUACCAGCUUUUGGAGUCUGCAUUCUCAGAAACCUCUACACCUACUCCUUCUCCGUAUGCCACACCAACUCAUGCUGAUACUGCUGCCUCGGAGCCAUUGAUGUUUGCUACUCCUCCUAGGGUAAAAACAGAGGAUGAAGCUUGUAGAAAUGGUUACAAACCCAUUUAUUCACCAGUUACUCCUGUAACUCCAUGCAUACAUGGAAAUACCAUGCACUUUGAGAAUAUUUCCUCACCUGACAGUUCCCCAGAAAUAAAAAGGCGAGCUUACAGUCAAGAGGGAUAUGACAGAGCAUCAAUUCUAGCACUGAAUUCUUUCAGAAAUUCCAACCUGACAGAAAUGGGCCUGCAGGAAAUAAAGACUAUUGGAUAUUCCAGUCCAAGAAAUAGAACUGAUGUGACAAGGCAGUGCACAGGAGAAAUGGAAUCUGUGUCAGAACUCCAGCUGGGACUCGAAGUAAUUGAGCAAAGCACACUGCAUAAAAACCUGGAAGCCCCUACACAUGAUAGGACUGACUCAAGCAGCCAAUUAGAAACUGCUCAUUGUGGACGGGGCACGAUUUAUUCUUCCUGGGUAAAAAGUCCCGACAGGACAGGUGUAAAUUUCUCAAUGAAUUCUAAUUUGAGGGACUUGACCCCUUCACAUCAGUUGGAGGUAGGAGGUGGAUUCAGAAUAAGUGAGUCAAAGUGCCUGAUUCAAGACGAUGCUAGAGGCAUGUUCAUGGAAGCAUCUGUUUUUUGUACUUCAGAAGAUGGAAUUGCAUCUGGCUUUGGAAGGACUGUCAAUAAUGACAACUUGAUGGAUGGGAAUUGCACACCCCAGAAUCCUCCACAGAAGAAAAAGGUAUCCUUGCUAGAAUACCGUAAGAGACAACGAGAAGCUAGAAAAAGUGGCUCCAAGACGGAAAGCUUUCCCCUCGUUACUGUGUCUCCUCAUGCUGCUGGUGGAGGAAACAUAAGUAGUAACAGUGGUGCUAAUGAUGGGUUUAACAACAGUGGUGAAAAUGGGGAGCAAACUGAUAGCGCUGCAAGUCUGCCUGUACCACUGCCAACUGCUGCUUAUAAUGCAGCUCCAGAAGACGUGGGCAACAACAGUGCAACCAAGGAAGCUUCUUCCAGUGAGAAGAACGAGCCUGAGGUUCAGUGGACUGCAUCAACCUCUGUGGAACAAGUGAGAGAACGAAGUUAUCAUAGAGCUUUGCUUCUCAGCGAUCAUAGGAAAGACAAGGACUGUGGGGGAGAGUCACCCUGUAGUCCAUGCUCACCGUCCCAUGUUCAGUCUCCACCUUCAUCUCAUUCAAAUCUCAUUUCCCAGUUGCAGCUUAAGGUCCAUUCUUUCACUGAAUGUAUGGAAGAACCUGAUGCUGAAAAUCCAGAGCCUACUUCUGAGUGUCCAUCCCCAGAUACUUCACAGAAGACAUGCAGGAGUCCUUCAAAAGCAAGCAAGCCCUCUUCGCCGAGUCCUGUAGUUUCAGCACCAUCGCUGGGAAAAACACCCACGAAGGCAGAUUCACACUGGGACGCUGCAGCGAAUGCACCAGAGGCCGAAGGUGUGAAUCAUCCGAAAUCAGAGCUGCAACAAAAACAGCUGACAAAUAGCGUCCAAGCACUUUCAAAAACUCAUCCAUCUCAAUCACAUCUGCGCAGUUCUGCUGAGCAACUUUCACAUUCACAGAAGUUGCCUUCUGCACCUUUGAAGCUCCACUGUCCCCCUUCGCCUCACGUAGAAAACCCCCCGAAGCCAUCGACGCCCCACGCGCCUGUGCAGCACGGUUAUCUCUCACCAAAGCCUCACUCGCAGCAGUUGGGAUCUCCAUACAGACCUCAUCAUCCACAGUCACCUCAAGUCGGAACGCCCCAGAGGGAAACGCACCGUGGUUUCUAUCCUGCAGCGCCAGCCCUUCAACCCGGUAAUCAGCAGCAGGCCAGUGGGCCGCUGUUCGCUCAGACAGCUUCAGGACAAUCCUCGGCUUCUUACAGCCAGUUCAACCAACAGAAUUUGAACAGCAAUGCGCCACCUCCCCCGCCUCCUCCACCCCCUUCUUCCACCUACUAUCAGAACCAGCAGCCCUCUGGAAACUUUCAGAGUUACAGUCAGCUGAAGGGUAGCAUCCCCCAACAGACUGUGUUUUCAUCCGGACCAAAUCAAGCACUUCCUGGCUCUGCGGGUCAGCAGACAGUGCCGGGACACCAUGUAACUGCAGGGCAUUUCUUGCCCUCUCAGACCCCCAGUAUUCAUCACCAGGCUUCAGCGUCUGCUGCUCCUCCUCCUCCGCCGCCGCCUCCUGCUCCGGGCCCUCACCUGGUUCAGCAGCAGAGCACCCAUCAGCAGCAUUCUGUAGCACACGUCGUCGGCCCGGUUCACGCUGUGGCGGUGGCUCCCGGAUCUCACAUUCACUCUCAAGCUGCCGGUCACCACCUGCCACCCCCGCCUCCGCCGCCGGGCCCCAUCCCCCACCACCAGCCUCCUCAUCCUCCAGCCGGACACCAAGGUUUGCAAGCACAACACCAGCACGUUGUAAACUCUGCUCCUCCUCCCCCUCCACCUCCCCCAUCCAACGUUAUAGGCUCGGGGCACCACCCGGCAUCGGCACAAGGGUUACACCACCCAUCGCAUCAAGGACCCCCCCAUUUUCCCUCGGGCGCUCACACGGGCGUGUCCUCCUAUUCCUCGCAAGCCCCCCAUCACACGACGUUAGGACCCGGACCUCAACAUCAGCCUGCUGGAACAGGGCCUCAUUGUCCACUCCCCGGUCAGGGUCCCCACAUCCAACCUCAAGGACCAAACAGUAUUGCAACCCCCACCGCUUCAGGGUUCUGCCCGCACCCUGGCUCAGUAACGCUCCCGCACGCAGUGCAAGGACCGCAGCAGGCGUCACCGGUGCCUGGACAGAUCCCCAUUCACAGAGCACAGGUGCCGCCCACCUUUCAGAACAAUUACCACGGUUCAGGGUGGCAUUAAGAUGGAUCCCCUUAAUCCUAAACAUUUUUAAAAUGUUCUGUAAGAUAAACUGUGUAUAUUUCGUAUGUACCUACGGGAGGUACUUUUUAAAGCUUGUACAUGAUACUUUGUAUAAAAGCAAACACCAGUGCUCUCUCAUUGUAUCUUUCCAUUUUUUGCUUUUUAAAACUCCCCGGACCGUGCUGUUCAGCCAGUAUUAGCUAUUCCUUUUUGGUUUGUAAGUGAACAUUCCAGCUGUUUUUUCUGGCAGUAGGUUUGAUGCUGCAUAAUCUUUAAAGUUUUAUCGUUGCAGUUAAAUUCAUUUAGUGAAUGUUUUCUAUAUUACUUUUAUACAUAUGUAAUUAAAGAAGUACACAGGCUACGUGAUGGCACUAACAACGUUUUUUUUUUCCCCCCCCAUUUUCUUCUGUCGACAGUUCUGUGUGCAUAGAGAUAGAACAAUGCAAUACCAGUUCUUAUCGUUUCGGUGUGGACAUGGCUUUUUGUUUCAUCAGUUAUUUGCAGAAAAUGUAAUUUAAUGUAUAGACCGUUUCUAAUGUCUGAGUGCUGUAAAUACUGUAUUUCUUUUGCUUGUAAAAUGGCUUAAAGCUGCUUUCAUUUGAUAGAGUAUUGUAUAUAAUAAGUCUCUUUUGCAGAAAAAAAAAAGUGUGAUCUUUGUGAAAGUAGUACAGUAUAUGACCUUUAAUUUUUUUUAAUAUACUGUCACAUUGCAGCACUGGUUGGGCAUUUUAAUUCAUGUUAAUAAAUCACAAUUAUGUCAGUUUUAA